Messenger RNA from Chelmon rostratus (copperband butterflyfish), 1915 nucleotides. It is a transcript of the gene eif6, whose product is annotated as eukaryotic translation initiation factor 6. The record is from RefSeq and is a predicted model, not a curated record. Gene Ontology annotation, molecular function: ribosomal large subunit binding. NCBI's taxonomy places the organism in Eukaryota, Metazoa, Chordata, Actinopteri, Chaetodontiformes, Chaetodontidae. The transcript has 7 exons. Gene Ontology annotation, biological process: maturation of 5.8S rRNA; maturation of LSU-rRNA; cytosolic ribosome assembly. Gene Ontology annotation, cellular component: cytosol; nucleolus; preribosome, large subunit precursor. The coding region runs from base 96 to 836 and encodes 246 amino acids.
GCGGAAGUGAACACGUGGGGUUGAAGGAUCGGUACGCAUGCUGAGCACUCACGAACCAUACUCAGGAUCAGAAGUUAACACUCCUCUCCAUCAUCAUGGCCGUGAGAGCAUCGUUUGAGAAAAACAACGAGAUCGGCUGCUUCGCCAAACUGACUAACACAUACUGCUUGGUGGCGAUCGGCGGCUCAGAGAACUUCUACAGCGUGUUUGAAGGAGAGUUGUCAGAAACCAUCCCAGUGGUUCACGCCUCCAUAGCAGGCUGUCGCAUCAUAGGGAGGAUGUGUGUGGGUAACCGUCACGGCCUUCUGGUGCCCAACAACACGACAGACCAGGAGCUGCAGCACAUCAGAAACUGUCUGCCAGAAGCAGUGAGGAUCCAGAGAGUCGAGGAGCGGCUGUCUGCUCUCGGCAACGUCAUCGCCUGCAACGACUACGUAGCGCUGGUCCACCCCGACCUCGACAGGGAGACGGAGGAGAUCCUCGCAGACACCCUGAAGGUGGAGGUUUUCCGUCAGACGGUAGCAGAGCAGGUCCUGGUCGGCUCCUACUGCGCAUUCAGCAACCAGGGCGGCCUCGUCCACCCAAAGACGUCUAUAGAAGAUCAGGACGAGCUGUCGUCUCUGCUACAAGUUCCCCUAGUGGCCGGCACAGUGAACCGGGGCAGUGAGGUGAUCGCGGCGGGGAUGGUGGUCAACGACUGGUGCGCGUUCUGCGGCCUGGACACCACCAGCACCGAGCUGUCCGUCAUCGAGAGCGUCUUCAGACUCAGCGACACGGCGCAGCCCUCCGCCAUCGCCACCAGCAUGAGGGACUCGCUGAUCGACAGCAUGGCGUAAGCCGCCUCUGCCGCUUCCUGCCGUUGAAGAGUUUCUGCUGCGGUUCGCCUGGUCUCACAUGAAGCCGACAAGCUGCUGGACCUCAAGUCUCAACCGAGAACACCUGCUUCUACACAGUACCAUUCACUUCCACUCAGACGUCACCGCUCCCACCUGCAGCCACGUUGCACUCAUCAUCAUUUUGUGCCUUUUUUACUUUUGGUUUAGUCUUUCUAAAAUCUUUCCUCUGGUUACUUCAGUAGAAUAUCAGGCACUGAAACAGGCCCAGCUGCACCUCACCUCUAAUGUUGACUGUCGGUUUUUAAAGGAGAGGCUGUUGAUCAGAGGCUUGAAGUUGGCGAUCAGGUUGCUGGAGGCCUUUCAGUAAAACGGAGAAAAUGGUGAAAGAAAUCUGAGCAUUUCAGUCUGAUAUUUCAGCCUCUGUGGCACUAAUGAGAAUAUUUUUAACCAAACAGGGAGAAAUAAGUUUGAAUGUUUUCUCCCUGUUUGGAUAAAAGUGACCAAGGCACCGUUAAAGGAAUUAAAAAUCAAACUUGUUUGUGUGGCUGUAUCGUUUAAAGAUGUCUGAACUCUUCUGUUAGGAGCUCCUGCUCUGAAUGUAAAUCUAAUGUAAACAGGAUCGUCGCUCUAAAAGGCCACUCCGAUGGGCGACAGCAACAUCAACUCACUCGAUUUGUCUCUUAAAGUCACGCUUCAGUUCCUCCUGUCGUCUGUAGCUCUCAGUUUCUCAUCAACACCACUAAACUGUAUCGCCAUCAGACGUAUCUCUGAUGCUUGAAGGUUGUGACCCAACUGAAACUGUAAGAGCCAACGAUAACUUGGUAAAGUCAAUGAACGAGCGCUGAUCAAUUUUCCCUCUUCAGCUCUGAAUUCACACGAUUUGAUGUCGUAGCUUCCAGCAAACUGACGGUGAGAUAAACACACAGUUAUUUCAGAGACGAAUGAUUCAGAUGCAAACUGACUGACUGAAAAUAGUUUUUACUUCAGAAUGAAUGAAGACCUGCCAGGUGAACUCGGUUGAUGUUUCUUAACGAACGUUACGUCUCGUCUGUCUUGUAAAAUAAAAUAAAUCACACUUU